Rubroshorea leprosula is the source of this 801-nucleotide messenger RNA. The record is from the annotation of a GenBank genome assembly. NCBI's taxonomy places the organism in Eukaryota, Viridiplantae, Streptophyta, Magnoliopsida, Malvales, Dipterocarpaceae.
AGAAACCCUAAUUCGGAGAGAAACAAAGGAUCAAACUUGCUGAGAAUUCGCAAGUAAAGGAGUGAAGCAACGGCCAUGAAUCACAUCAGAUCAUUGACAAGUGUUAAGGUUGCCAAGGAGGCAGUUCAGUACGUGGGACAACGAACAUUUUCUGCUGGAGCUGGCAAGGCUAAAAAGGGUUCCAAAGGGACUGCAAGCGAUGCCCCAAAGGCAUCAACAUUGAGCGAGGAAGUCAAGUCCACAACAGUGGUAGGUGCCAACAUACUUAAAGAUGGAGCAGAUCCAAAACUCUUGCCAGAUUCUGAAUACCCUGAUUGGUUGUGGCAUCUGCUUGAUAAGCGCCCUGCAUUGAGUGAACUACGGAGGAAGAAUGUUGAAACCCUCCCGUAUGAAGAUCUAAAACGUUUUGUCAAGCUAGACAACCGAGCUAGGAUUAAGGAAAACAAUUCUGUCAAGGCCAAAAACUGAUUUAGAAUCCCUAAGGGGCAUUAUUUCUUUGCCUGGCCAAUGCAUUUUUGUCAUGGGAUACCUUGAAAAGGGAUUGACUUGCUUUUGGGAAAUGCUCAAAUUGAAAUGCAGAGAACUAAUACAGCUUCAUGCAUAACUCUGUAGGUCCAAACUCUUUUUUCUUUUUGGUUAAAUACCCUUUUUGGUCCCUCUACUAUAGGAAAAAGCCCCUUUUUAGUCCCUGUACCGAAAAAAUCCCCUUUUUGGUCCUUACUGUUCACAAAUCCGGCCCCUUUUUAGUCCCUCCGUUAAAUUUUUGCUGAUGUGGCAGGUUAAUUAACAGAAUCAUUUGAA